Molecule: messenger RNA, 2003 nt
Organism: Peromyscus californicus insignis
Lineage: Eukaryota; Metazoa; Chordata; Mammalia; Rodentia; Cricetidae
Gene: Nans
Product: N-acetylneuraminate synthase
Exons: 6
Coding region: 57-1136 (359 amino acids)
Biological process (GO): carbohydrate biosynthetic process
Molecular function (GO): N-acylneuraminate-9-phosphate synthase activity
Source: RefSeq, a predicted model, not a curated record
GCUCGUACGGCGGGUGCGGAAACGCCACGGAAAGCGUGCGGGCGCGGGUAGGCAUCAUGCCGCUGGAGCUGGAGCUGUGUCCCGGGCGCUGGGUGGGUGGGCAGCACCCGUGCUUCAUCAUCGCGGAGAUCGGCCAGAACCACCAGGGCGACCUGGACGUGGCCAAACGCAUGAUCCGCACGGCCAAGGAAUGUGGGGCUGACUGCGCUAAGUUUCAGAAGAGUGAGUUGGAGUUCAAGUUUAACCGGAAGGCCCUGGAGAGACCAUAUACUUCGAAGCAUUCGUGGGGGUCGACAUAUGGGGAGCAUAAACGGCACCUAGAAUUCAGCCACGCCCAGUACAAGGAGCUGCAGCGCUAUGCGCAGGAGAUUGGCAUCUUCUUCACUGCCUCCGGCAUGGACGAGAUGGCGGUUGAGUUUCUGCAUGAACUGAAUGUUCCAUUUUUUAAAGUUGGAUCUGGCGACACUAACAAUUUUCCUUAUCUGGAGAAGACAGCCAAGAAAGGUCGUCCUAUGGUGAUCUCCAGUGGGAUGCAGUCAAUGGACACCAUGAAGCAGGUCUAUCGGCUCGUGAAACCCCUCAACCCCAACUUCUGCUUCCUGCAGUGCACCAGCGCCUACCCGCUGCAGCCGGAGGAUGCCAACCUGCGCGUCAUCUCGGAAUACCAGAAACUCUUUCCCGACAUUCCCAUAGGGUAUUCUGGACAUGAGACAGGCAUCGCCAUAUCUGUGGCUGCAGUGGCUCUGGGGGCCAAGGUGUUGGAACGUCACAUAACUUUGGACAAAACUUGGAAGGGGAGCGACCACUCAGCUUCGCUGGAGCCUGGCGAACUGGCAGAGCUGGUGCGCUCUGUGCGCCUGGUGGAGCGGGCAUUGGGCUCUCCAACCAAGCAGCUGCUGCCCUGUGAGAUGGCCUGUAAUGAGAAGCUGGGCAAGUCUGUGGUGGCCAAAGUGAGAAUCCCAGAAGGCACCGUUCUGACCCUGGACAUGCUCACUGUGAAGGUGGGGGAGCCCAAAGGCUAUCCUCCUGAAGACAUCUUCAACCUAGUGGGCAAGAAGGUGCUGGUCACUGUUGAAGAAGAUGAUACAAUCAUGGAAGACUCUGUGGAAAGUCACAGCAAGAAAAUCAAGUCUUAAAGUGCCACCCCCGGCUUCUCAGCCGCCCUGCUGUGACUGUCUGGUGUGCUGGGUGCAGGGGGCAGGCGUGUUGACCUCCAGGCCUCCCUGUCACAGUGGCCACCUGUGUCCAGCCCAUCGGAAAGGAAGAGCCAAUGAGGCCAUUCUGCUUUGAGGUGUCCAGCCAGAGAAGGCGGCCCAGAGUAAAAUUAGCUCCUUUAGGUUUUCUGUGUGGCUCUGCUGUCUUAAUCCUUCAUGUUCCCACCCUACAAAGCAACUCCAGGAAGCUGAGGUCUUGAUUCCUCACAGACAGCUGACUUCCCUCCUACCCCUCCGGGCCUGGGUUCCUCACAGUACUGAACAGUGGUCCCUUUGCAUUAGACUGUCUGAGGCCCUGUGGGCAGAGGCAAGCACUCCUGUCUCUGUGAGUAAAGGUUGGGAGGAGCAGUUGAUUUCCCUUUGGCAAAUCCUCAGGGUAUGCUCGGUGUCAGCUACCACCAGAGGCCUAGGGACAUGGCUCUAAGCAGCCAGUCCCUUCUCAGAGGGCUUGUCCUCAGAUGAGGCAGGUGCACGCUAACCCAUGGGACCGCUGGUCAGUGAGGCAGCUGUGAGGAGGGAAUGUGAAGCAGGGAAGAACACAGUCUGAAUAAGGGGGUGGCACGUGGGGUGUGGAGCUUGCACCUCUUCAGUGUGAAGGGGAAUGCAGAAAUCAUCCCUGCCAUAAUCACCAGAGUGUCUUGUCACAUAUGACAGAUUACAAACCCAGACACAAAGACUCCAUUGUUCAACUUCUUCAAGCUGCAUGAACUUUUUAUAGAGGUUCAUUGUCACAUUUCACUUUGUUCUUUGGAUCAAUGCUGAGAUUAAUCAUUUUGUUCUUUUCAAAUA